GUUGUUGCCGCAACUAUUUUCUACAUUUCAGUGCUUACCUUGAGCAUGUGUUUAAAAAUGAAUACCUCCCGCUUCUCUGAGGUUGCUUACUUGAUCGUUGCGGUUCGGCUCUUGAAUAAAAUACAUUUAGGCCCCCAUGGUAUUGGGGUCUCUGGAAAAUGUAUUCCAGAAACCACAACUGAUUCAGGUCCGAUGUACGGAACAGUCGAAACAGCGGUCGUUGUAAGUUCCGAGUUAGCUGCUUCCUUCCAGGAAACAGUUGAUCACCAGCACCAACAACUAGUUGACUACCUGCGCGUCUUAUUCGCUGCCGUCAACCUGAACCUUCGGAAUACGCAGACAGAUAUCCUUGACCUGAUGGUUGUAGUUACAGACAUUGUAGUGCUCACGGAAUAUUCUGAACUUCCAUACAAAAGACAUCCAAGGAACAGAAACCUGACCGAAGCCUCCUCAGCAGCUCUAUUGGUGAGCUUCAUGAAGCAACACCUACACAUAUUUUCUGGAAUUGACGCAGCGCUAUAUUUAAGCAACAACCUGUUUGCUCGUACGCUUCAAGGGACAAACAGGUAUCAAACACUGAAAGGGGUGGCAUAUACUGGAGGUGCCUGCGGCAUGCUCGGUUGUGGCAUAGUAUAUGUCGAUUCAGACGUGGUCAGCAGUUGCUCGACGAUUACCCACGAAAUACUUCAUAUCAUCGGCUCAGGACAUGAUGGGAAAGCAGCACAAGAUUACCUCGCGAACAGCCCAGGUGCUCUCAAUUGUCCUGAUGACCCAAAAUAUAUUAUGGCAGAAUAUUUUCAGCCAGAGGCAGAGUCCUACCUCCCUUUGUCUACUUGUACCCGUGAUCAAGUUAAGGCCUUUUUAAAAGCUCCAUAUGGUAAAUGCCUUUUAAAUAAUGAGUCUCGAGACUACCCACCGCUGUCUGAAGCCAUCUUCCGAAAGCCCAUCCUGAGCGGAGCUCGGUAUUGCAGAUACCUCCACAGUAAUUCAUCCCAUGUGGAAUACCUGCCGUAUUACAGCAACGAGAACAACAUUCAAAAGUGCAUUCUAGUUUGUAUAACAGUGGAUGCGGUGGGUGAGAAACUUCACAAUAUCCAUGCCGCACCAGACUACAUGGAUUGCCGCAAGUCUAGUGACAAAACAAAAAAGUUAUUCAAGUUUGCAUCAAAGACGUUGAUUCAAGAUAUACGCAGUGACCAAGUAUGGCAUGAAAAAGGGUCAUUGGAGACCAGCAUAGAGCUAGUGGCGGAUAACCAGUACUCCAAGCCAGCGUCAGGCUUACUUCGAACAGUGGUACCUACCCAUUCCCGCAUCUACGGUUACUCAUGA
This is a messenger RNA of Dermacentor albipictus, 1329 nucleotides long. The record is from RefSeq and is a predicted model, not a curated record. NCBI's taxonomy places the organism in Eukaryota, Metazoa, Arthropoda, Arachnida, Ixodida, Ixodidae.